AUGAAUGAUGUUCGUGAUAAAGUUGUUGCGGGACCCUCAUCAUGGGAGACUGCCCCAAAUCUUAGUGACUCCUCACCGGAAAUUCAAUCUUCCCCUGGUGGAAGUGGAGACACGCCACAGACUCCUGGUGCACCGGCACCCCUAGCACCGCAUCUUGCCGCAGAACUCCAUCCUGAUCUUCUACAACAGGGUUGGCGUAAAUAUUGGUCGAGGCGUGAAAACAGACCUUACUUUUGGAAUAAAAUAUCAGGUGAAUCGAUGUGGGAGUUGCCGGCAGUUAAGAGAGAUUUUGAUCCCAUAACGGAUCCACUUGGUAUAUGCCACACAGGGCCACCUAAUGCUGGUAAUGUUACUCCAAGUGCCAGUAAGCGUCGGCCGUCUGAAGACAAUGGACCUCCUCCUAAGAAAUUUGUGCUUGCGGGUCCUUGGGAUCUUGAAGUACCUACAAAUGUUGUAAUAUAUGAACGACCGCCUACGAUUUGUCCACAUCCACAUCCUGAAAUAGAAGGUUUUCGAUUUACAUUGGCCAACAAAUUAAGGCAAUGUUAUCAAGAAUUAUGUCACACAAGAGAAGGUAUAGAUGCACCUAAAGAUUCAUUUAAUAGAUGGCUAAUGGAGAGAAAAGUGAAUGAUCAGGGUGGUUCUGACCCCCUGCUCCCGAGUCACUGCUUUCCAGAAAUAUCAAGGUCUAUGUAUGAAGAAAUUAUGAACGAUAUACCAAUAAAGCUGACGCAUCCCAAAUUCACCGGUGAUGCAAGGAAACAAUUAUCAAGAUAUGCUGAGGCUGCAAAGAAAAUGAUUGAAUCACGAAACGCUUCACCUGAAAGUAGGAAAGUUGUAAAAUGGAAUGCAGAAGACACAUUUCAGUGGUUGCGACGUACAGUCGGAGCGACAUAUGAUGACUUUCAGGACAGAUUAGCUCAUUUAAGAAGACAAUGUCAGCCGCAUUUAGCUGAAACAGCAAAAGCAUCUGUCGAAGGCAUUUGUCUCAAGAUCUACCACUUGUCUGCUGAAUAUGCAAGGAAGAUUAGAGAGAAACACAGUGUAUUGUUAAAAGAAAAUGGAAUACAGGAGCUGCCGGCACCGCUGCAGCAGGCGGCGCUGCGCAAGGUGUGGUGCUACCCGGUGCAGUUCGCGCUGCCGGCGCCGCGCGCGCCGCUCGUCGAGCAUUUUCUCGACCGUGACCAGGCGCUGUUGCGCUACCUAGGCGAGACGCAGGUGCUCAACGCCUCCUACUUGCAGAAGCUUGAGCACCUGUACCGCUACAGCUGCUUCGACGACAAGAAGUUCGAGCAGUUCCUGGCGCGCGUGUGGUGCGUGCUGCGGCGCUACGCGGCGUGGGCGGGCGCGGGCGCGGACGCGCACGUGGCGCAGAUGGCGCUGCCCGUGCCCGUGCUCGAGUGCCUGCAGCGCUGCUUCGGCGUCAGCUUCGAGUGCUUCGCCAGCCCGCUCGACUGCUACUUCCGCCAGUACUGCUCGCCCUUCGCCGACACCGACUCCUACUUCGGCUCGAGAGGGCCGUUCCUGGAGCUGCGGCCGGUGGCGGGGUCGCUGGUGGCGCACGCGCCGCACUGCGAGCCGCUGCUGGAGGCGGCGCUGCGCCACAUGGAGCGCCUGCUGCAGGACUCGGCCGAGCCGCUCAGCUUCGUCGUGGUGCUGCCCGAGGCGCCCGAGCGGCCGGCGCACGCGCUGCUCAAGCUGCAGGCCAGCCACUUCAAGCGCAAGCAGGUGGUCAUUCCGGCAUUUGAACACGAAUAUCGUCAUGGUUUUCAACAUGUUCUUCCAAAGAAUGAAGUGUACUUCCGGUGGGGCGGCGGCACAGUGGUGGUGUGGUUGCAGAACGCGGCCGGCUUCGCGCGCUGGGGGCCCACCGACGAUCGCGUGGAGGCGCUGCUGGACGCCUGGCGGCCGCAGGCCAAGCUGCGCUCGCCGCGCGACCAGCCCGAGGACGCGCCGCAACCGCACGCGCCCCACGCGCCGCACACGCCGCACGCGCCGCUCGCGCCGCACACCCCGCACGCGACCGCGCCCGACAAGCGCUAG
Melitaea cinxia (Glanville fritillary) is the source of this 2043-nucleotide messenger RNA. RefSeq names its product mRNA (2'-O-methyladenosine-N(6)-)-methyltransferase (gene Pcif1). The coding region runs from base 1 to 2043 and encodes 680 amino acids. The record is from RefSeq and is a predicted model, not a curated record. NCBI's taxonomy places the organism in Eukaryota, Metazoa, Arthropoda, Insecta, Lepidoptera, Nymphalidae. The transcript is spliced from 7 exons. Gene Ontology annotation, cellular component: nucleus. Gene Ontology annotation, molecular function: mRNA (2'-O-methyladenosine-N6-)-methyltransferase activity; RNA polymerase II C-terminal domain binding.